AUUUGCCCAGUUAUAUGUAACUCCGGCUAUGUUUAUUGUACCAACAACCGCACAGUGAUCACGAGUUUCAGGCUGUUGAAAACAGGACCUGGAUCAGCACUAAUAUCAGCUCGACUCCUAUCACUACUGUGUUGAGCAGCUUCUAGCAGAGAAAGAUGUCCUUUGAGGAAGCUAAAGCGAAAUUAGAAGCAGCAGGACAGACUCAUGUUUUACAGUUCUGGGAUGAACUUUCUGCGGAAGAAAGGGGCACAUUUCUGGAGGAAAUUUUUCAGCUGCAGCCCGACGAGUUAGUCGAGCACUGCCGAGAAGCUGCAGCGUCCGCAAGCCGACAAUCGAGUGCCGAUGGUCGGCUUGACGCGCGGAUGCAGCCCGUUCCUCCAGAGUUCAUUGGGAGUGUGCGUAAAAGUGACAGAGAAACCCUUCAGAAGUGGGAGAAUGAAGGGCUACUGCAGAUUUCACAGGACAGAGUGGCUGUUUUGCUGUUAGCUGGUGGUCAGGGGACUCGUCUUGGAGUAUCUUAUCCCAAGGGCAUGUAUAAUGUUGGGCUUCCAAGUGGGAAAACCCUGUACCAAAUUCAGGCAGAGAGGAUCCAGAAAGUACAAGAGCUGGCCAAUGUGAGGCAUGGCAGUAGGUGCACAAUACCAUGGUUCAUAAUGACCAGUGAGUUCACCCUGGGACCCACAGAGAAGUUCUUCAAAGACAACAAAUAUUUUGGCCUUUGUCCAUCCAAUGUGGUCAUGUUUGAACAGAGGAUGAUACCAGCUGUGGGCUUUGAUGGAAAGAUCAUCCUGGAGAAGAAAAACAAAAUAGCCAUGGCUCCAGAUGGAAAUGGCGGCCUCUAUCGGUCACUGGUGGACAACAAGAUUUUAGAGGACAUGGAGAGAAGGAAUGUGGAGUUUCUUCACGUGUACUGUGUGGACAACAUCUUGGUGAAGAUGGCAGACCCGGUUUUUAUUGGCUUUUGUGUAACCAACGGAGCAGACUGUGGUGCCAAGGUGGUGGAAAAGGCCUAUCCUGCAGAGCCUGUUGGAGUGGUGUGCCGUGUGGACGGUGUAUAUCAGGUGAUUGAGUACAGUGAGAUCCAGCCAGAGACGGCAGAGCUGCGAGGCUCAGGAGGAGAGCUUGUGUUCAGUGCCGGGAACAUUUGCAAUCACUUCUUUACCCGGAGCUUCUUGAGGGACGUGGCAGAAAAGUUUGAGAGUAAGCUGAAGCAGCAUGUGGCAAUCAAGAAAGUGCCGUUUGUGGAUGGAGAAGGAAACCUGGUGAAACCAACAAAGCCCAAUGGCAUCAAAAUGGAGAAAUUUGUAUUUGACGUCUUUCAGUUCUCAAAGAAAUUUGUCGCAUUUGAGGUGUUGAGGGAAGAGGAAUUUUCACCCCUGAAAAAUGCUGAUGGGGCACCUCUGGACACACCAACCACAGCACGCCGAUCUUUGCUAGCACAACAUUACCGCUGGAUUCUGGCAGCCGGUGGAAGCUUCCUUGAUGAGCAAAAUAAGCCCUUCACACCAAAACAUAGUACUGCGCAGAAUGAAGACCCACCAGCUGUCUGUGAAAUCUCUCCACUCGUAUCAUACUUUGGCGAGGGUCUGGAAAUGCUGCUAAAUCAGAAGAACUUGAAGUCGCCUUUUAUACUUGAUGAGAAUGAAGCCAAAAAUCUUGUGCAAACAGUAUAAUGUUUUUAGCUGAGGAUUAUGCAUGGUAGAUUUUUGACAGUAAAGGAAAUUAAAGGGAUGUUUGCAAAUCAACAAUAAAUACAUAAACUAGUUA
This is a messenger RNA of Danio rerio (zebrafish), 1767 nucleotides long. RefSeq names its product UDP-N-acetylglucosamine pyrophosphorylase 1 like 1 (gene uap1l1). NCBI's taxonomy places the organism in Eukaryota, Metazoa, Chordata, Actinopteri, Cypriniformes, Danionidae. The record is from RefSeq and is marked provisional. Gene Ontology annotation, molecular function: uridylyltransferase activity.